AUUAUGGUUAUAUUAUAUUUUCGUUGGAUAGAAGAGAACCCAUUUAUCAACUAAACUAACUCUUAAUUCCAAUAGUCAGAUCAGUCAAUGGCAGCAUAACAUAAGAAUUAGAUGGAGUGAAUAAUCUUAUGCCAUGCCAUUAAUUUGCUUGAACAACAGUUCAAUGGCUGUGCGAGCUUCAGUUGUUUUCAAAGAGGAAAAACAGUAGACAAUAUAGCAGUCGUACAAUAAGCAAUAAGUACGUGCAUGGACAACUGCCCAUGUCAAUAUCACUUCCAAGACUUAAAGACCUGGAAAUGCAAAAUAAAGUAUGCUUCUCGGCUGUGCAAUGGGAUGGUGGUUGAAUAUCAGGAGCAAUGGCUGGGAGAUUAAGCUUGGAGCGGCAAAUAUAUUCGCUUCUCAGGACGAGGAGUGUGAAGAAGAGGACAAUUAUCGUUGGCCUAAAAUCAGAUAAUCAUAGCAGAGAAAUGCUAUUGAGAUUGCUCAAUGUAGUAGUUAAGCCAGGGGAUAAUGUGAUAGCCAUUCAUGUUCAAGAACCAUUUGGUAGUUUUGACCUUAACACUUUCCAUACCCAUGAAGAUCUUUGCAAGUCCAAGCAGGUGGAUUUCCUGAUAAAAAUCUGCACUGGGAACUCUUACAUUUUUGAAUUAAGCCAGCAAGUACGCAUCAACUAUGCAACAAUUCUCGCAAUUGGAUGCAGCUUUUCAAGGCCUAAACAAUCAGUAAUCAGUAGUUGCCUAAAAGGGCUGCCCCCAACUUGCGGCCUCCUGAUCAUUGAUAAUGUUGGAAGAAUCAUACUACAGAUGCAGGGAACCUCACAACAAGGCUCUUUUCAUGUACUCCCUGGAUCGUCUAUAUCUUCUUCGUCUUCAUCUUCAUCUUCAUCAACAGAAAAAGGUUAUGUUCGCCAAAACAUACCUGCUGAGUUACAAAAAUCAGUGGGUGAAACAUCUCUCUUGGCACAAUCAACAAAAGGAAGGCAUGGCCUCAAAAGAGCGAUUGAGGUUCCAGACCUAGCAAAGAGUAUAUUUCAGAAAUUAGUACUGCUGGAACCUGAUGGAUUCAUCAGGCUUUUCACAUUGCAAGAUCUUUACUCAGCUACUGAUAAUUUCAGUCCUCAAAUGGUGAUUGGAGAAGGUGGGAACAGUAAGGUAUAUCGAGCCAACUUCCAGGAUGGUCGAACUGCAGCUGUGAAGGUCGUAAAACCCGCACACUGUUUAGCAGAGGAUCUUUUCCAGGAAGUAGAGAUUUUAUCUAGCAUCAGACACGACAACAUUGUUCAGAUAAUUGGGUACUGCAACUGUAAGGAUCUGCAUGCAGUUGUAUAUAAUUUGAUGAAGGGAAGCUUAAAGCAAAACUUGACACAGCUCAAAUGGUCGGAGCGGAUGGAAGUCGCCAUUGGUGUGGCAAAGGCAUUGGAUUACCUUCAUUCUUUCAACCCUCCGAUAAUUCAUGGACAUGUCAAAUCAUCUAACAUUCUCCUCUCCGAGAAUUGCCAGCCACAACUAUCAGAUUUUGGAGGAGCAAUGGUGUACAAUAAAUCAGAGGAAAUUCCAGCAAAAAUAAGGCCAUUUGAUGUUGUGGGAACAUUUGGUUAUAUUGCCCCAGAAUACAUGAUGUAUGGAAAAGUAGAUGAGAAGAUAGAUGUCUAUUCCUAUGGUGUUGUACUUCUGGAACUUAUUACUGGGAAAGAAGCUAUUCAAGCAAACCAGGCAAAACAAGAAAGCUUAGUGCUUUUGGCAAGAUCCUUACUGAGGAGUUCUCGCCGACCCGAAUGUUUGAUUGAUCCUCGCCUGAAUGAAGAUUACGUGGAAGAAGAGAUGGAAGCAAUGAUGUUUGCAGCACGCCUCUGCCUCAUGCAUUCAUCUUCAAGAAGGCCAACAAUGAAAAUGAUAUUGAGGUUAUUUGAGGAGCCAGGACAUUUGCUAAAGACGGAAAGAGAGACAGAAGAAACACGCCUGUGAAGAUGGGAAGAACCAGCUAUUGACAGUGCCCUUCCUAUGGAUGAUUUAUAUCGUGAAAUAUUAUUACAUAAAGAGUAGGAUUAUUGGGGAUUC
This is a messenger RNA of Ricinus communis (castor bean), 2057 nucleotides long. RefSeq names its product pto-interacting protein 1. Gene Ontology annotation, biological process: protein phosphorylation. Gene Ontology annotation, molecular function: ATP binding; protein kinase activity. Bases 357 to 1964 code for a protein of 535 amino acids. The record is from RefSeq and is a predicted model, not a curated record. The transcript has 6 exons. Lineage: Eukaryota; Viridiplantae; Streptophyta; Magnoliopsida; Malpighiales; Euphorbiaceae.